This is a messenger RNA of Hypanus sabinus (Atlantic stingray), 3517 nucleotides long. RefSeq names its product serine incorporator 1-like. Gene Ontology annotation, cellular component: membrane. The coding region runs from base 45 to 1448 and encodes 467 amino acids. The record is from RefSeq and is a predicted model, not a curated record. NCBI's taxonomy places the organism in Eukaryota, Metazoa, Chordata, Chondrichthyes, Myliobatiformes, Dasyatidae. The transcript is spliced from 10 exons.
CGCCGGCUCGCACGCUCGUCCAGUCUCUACCAGACUGCAACAAAAUGGGCUGGCGUCUGGUUUCCACCAUCGGCAGCUGGAUCCCAUGUCUGUGCAGUGGUGCUCCAUGUCUGGUGUGCUCCUGUUGCCCGACUGGGAGAACUUCAAUUGUAACACGACUGGUUUAUACAACUAUACUAUUGAUUGGUACAUGUGUUGCUGGCAUCAUGCUUGUUCCUGCGGUGGAAGAUCAAUUGAUGAAGAUUCCAGGAUUCUGCGAGUUUGGUUCUAAUACCCAGUUGCCUGAAGAGAAUCCUGCCAUAUGCAGAGUGUUGGUUGGUUACAAGUCCGUGUAUCGCACCUGCUUUGGAAUGGCCACUUUCUUUUUGCUUUUAGCUUUGCUUAUGAUCAAUGUCAGAAAUAGCAGAGAUCCAAGGGCCCUGGUGCAUAACGGUUUCUGGCUAUUCAAGUUUGGAGCACUUGUUUCAAUUAUGGUUGGUGCAUUUUAUAUCCCUGAAGGAUAUUUCAGCCGAGUGUCAUUUGGAAUUGGUUCAGCUGGUGCUUUUUGUUUCAUCCUAACACAACUGGUCCUGCUGAUUGACUUUGGCAACUCCUGGAAUGAAUCCUGGCUGAAAAAAUCAGAAGAGGGCGGAUCGCGCUGUUGGCAUUUUGCACUUCUAUCAGUUACCUGUCUUAACUACGUUUUGUCAUUAACCACUGCAGUCCUCUGCUACAUGUUUUACACUGCAGUAGAUGGCUGUAUUGAAAAUAAAUUUGUUAUUAGCUUCAACACACUUAUUUGUGUUGUAGCUUCUUUAAUAUCAGUUCAUCCAAAGAUUCAGGAAUUCCAGGUUUGUACUGGCCUUCAGCCCUCCAUCAUCUCUCUGUAUAUUAUGUACCUUACCUGGUCAGCAAUGACAAAUGAGCCAGAUGAUAAAUGCAAUCCCAUCAUAAUGAGCUUCUUUGAGCAGACAAUUCCCAGCUCUGACUUAAAUAACAACACUGCAAUCACAACUAAUGCCUUAGACAGAGGAUUAAAAUGGGAUAUCCAAUGCAUUGUCGGAUUAGUUUUAUUUCUUAUUUGCAUCUUAUAUUUGAGCAUUAGGAAGUCGAGCUGCACACAGAGGCAUGGCCACUCCAUCAAUAAUAUAGAUGCCGGAUCUUUGGAAAGUGUAUCAAUCCAGGAGGGCUGUGAAGAAGUACAUCGAUUUCAGGACAAUGAAAAGGAAGGAGUUCAUUACAGUUACUCAUUUUUCCACUUCAUUCUUUUCCUGGCAUCUAUGUAUGUUAUGAUGACACUAACUAAUUGGCAUAGUCACAGACCUGAUUUCAAGAGCAUUUCAAGCAGCUGGAUUGCAGUUUGGAUGAAGUUUGCUUCCAUAUGGGUUUGUAGCUCCCUUUACAUCUGGACCCUUCUGGCUCCUUUGGUUCUUUCCAAGCAUGAGGAUUUUGACGAAAACAUAAACUGAGAAUGAAGUGGGAAAAGCAGGCAUUGAAGAAGAGUUCACUUACUCUCACUGUGAGAUACUUAAUACAACCUUUCUUAUAAACAACAGCUUUAUACCAAUCUAAAUUAAGUACACAUACUCAAACCACCAUUAAUCUUUGCGGCUCAAGGAUGUGCAUCUGUUGUUAUUGAUAAAUAAUCAUUUAAUCAUGCGUAACCUGUUCUUCAGAUUGAUAAUGGAUUAUCACAUGAAGUUCCAUUGUGAGGAAUAAACAUUCCAUUAUUCAUGCAACUAUGUGAAGUAAUUAUAUAUCUAUGUGUAUUUAUAUUUAUGUCUGUAGAUACAGAAUGCAGCAGCACUAGCAAAUACAUUUGCAAAGAUUAAGAGAAUAAUAAAUUAUGGAACAACAUAGAACGUAGAAAUAUCACGUAGCUUGACAAUCAAAUUUUGUCACUAUGGCCAUUAAUACUUCUGAGAUUUGUAUUACUAACUCUAAACUUAACUUGGAAAAUGUGUGACUCGGGCGGUGUGAUGGUUGGGUUGCCAAGAUUUGAGAACAACUCAAUGCAAGUGAAUUGCCAAGAUUGGAGAACAACUCAUCCUUCUCUAAAUUUGCUUGUAUCUGUAGUCAUCUUCUUCUGGCUUGUAAUAACCAUAACGUCUACCAAAGCAAUAUUGCUAUCAAGUAUAUAGCAAUAAAAUAUUCUAUUUCAGUGCUCAGUGAUUUUAGCUGCUUCCCUUGGGAUUGAGGGUGACUUGAUUCCACUCUUGUGAGUUCUGAGGUGAAUCAUGAGGCCAGUGUGUAAUCUGCUGGUGCUGCCACAGCCAGGUCAAGAGAGCGAGUGAGUUAUUUGAGUAGUUCAGUGCUCCUUCCAUUGCUUACACUGGGCUUUCCAGUGCUCUGAAGGAAUGGAUUCGAAGUUAUCUGUACCCCAUUGCAUGCUUCUCCAUUUUGAGCAGUGUGGUCCAGAGUUAACCACACAUUAGUGUGACUAUUAGAGUCUCUUAACAAAGUUUGAGUCAUUUCCUCUGUCCAGGUGGUAAUGUUGACAGGACAGUGCUUAGAGCAGAAGGUCCACCUCAAAUGUCUGGCUUGGGCAUGCUUUCCUUUUGGAGCUGGUUGAGUGUAAUUAAAUCCCAAUAUAUAGGAGUGUUAGCCCGAGAGAGUGUAUUCUGUAUUCCAUCUCAAUAUCAUAAAAAUUUUGGAUUUAAACAUAUUAUAAAACAUCAUGACAACAGAAUAUUUCCUUUAUGAAUCUUUCCUUUAUGAAUCUUUCCUAUGGAUUUAAAAGCUAGUAGAUUUAGGAAAACAUCUCAGCAAACAUAUAGGUAUUACAUCUAUAUCAGAGCAUUUCUGUUCCAAAUCAGAAUUAGUGUUUAAUGCUGUCUGUUGUUCAGUAUUUCUGUGAAAGUAUUGAACAUAAAGAAAGGUAUAAGAGUUAUUUAUUGGGCCCUACUGUAUGAUUUGGUAAAGACCACUGGAACUGAUAUUUUUGUAAAGCUUUUUGUCACGCGGUAAAGCUGAAGAACCGAGGCUACAAUAGUUCCUUUCAUAAUGCAGCUUAGAAAGGCAGCACUCUGUCUCCAGUGGGUUUCAUUGUUUUUUAAUCCUUUCUUCGGAUGCACUGUAGGAGUCAGUUAAACUAAAUUUCCAGAUCAGGCUCAGUCACACUGAAAUGGUUGUGGAAGUUGUGGCAAGGCCAGGGUUAACAUCAUGUCCAGUCAAGGACGGAUUUCAGAUAGCUAAGGCAAGUAAGGCCUUUGAAGAGCAUUUGCACAAUGGGGAACUGGAGCCAUUUUGGCUUACAGAGAUGAGAUAAGAAUGCAUUCAAAGAAUGCAAGGAGCACCCACACUAACUAAAGGACAAUUACUUUACCAGCUAGUAUCAUUAUUUGUUAGCUUGUAGUUUAUAAUGACUUUUAACACGUGCUGUGAAUGGCAAUUGUUCUUGUAAAUAAAGAACAUGAACAUACAUACUGUUAUCCGUAACUGCGAGUCAAUUCUGUAUAACAUGUAAUUUCUCUGUUCAGACUUCAGACCAGUGUGGUGUCAGGGGCCAAGCUUUUCUCUUUGUGCACAAGUAAAUAAA